This is a messenger RNA of Xiphias gladius (swordfish), 4340 nucleotides long. RefSeq lists its product as uncharacterized. Gene Ontology annotation, molecular function: protein binding. The record is from RefSeq and is a predicted model, not a curated record. The transcript has 21 exons. Lineage: Eukaryota; Metazoa; Chordata; Actinopteri; Istiophoriformes; Xiphiidae. The coding region runs from base 97 to 3963 and encodes 1288 amino acids.
ACAUCCACACAAACACACACACACACAUAAGGUGGGAGUUGAGAGAGAAAGAGACAGUAGCCUGUGAAAUAAGGAGCAUCUCAAUAGCUAAAAGGUAUGGUCUCCGUUAAGGCAUCAUCCAGUGAGACCUGCUCACUGGAGAAGCAUCUAACAUGCUCCAUCUGCAUGGAUACAUUUGAAGAUCCUGUCACUACAGCUUGUGGCCACUCCUUCUGCAAGAAAUGUCUGAACUUCAACUUUGAGUACAAUGACAGGGUGUGCCCCCUAUGCAAGAAGCCUCAAAUCAGAAUCCCAGAUGUGAACAUCAUCCUAAGAGACAUUGCCCAACAUCAAAAGGUGGAAAAGACUCCAGGGGAAAACGAUGAUACGUACACUGGAAAGGACGGCGAAGUGGCCUGUGACAUUUGCACAGAGAAAAAGCUGAAGGCUAAGAAGUCCUGCCUCAUGUGUCUUGCCUCGUAUUGUUCGACCCACCUGGGGAAUCAUUCUUCAACUGAAAGGCUGAAGGGCCACAAGUUAGUGGCACCUGUGAAGAACUUGGAUGACAGGGCCUGUCUGAAGCAUGGACGCCCCUUAGAGCUGUACAGCGGGAAGCAGCAGAGAUGCAUUUGUGUUCUCUGCCUCGAAGAAGGCCUGGAGGAGGUCGUCUCUACUGAAGACGAAUGGGAGAAGAAGAAGGGUAAACUUGAAAACGCCAAGAAAGAGUUAGAAGCAAAAAUCAAGAAGAGAGAAACACAAUUGGAUGAGAUUAAUACAUCUCUAAAGAGCUGCAAGGACCAGCUGGAGAAUGAUUGGUGCGAUAUUGAGGCUGUGUUCACGGCUGUGAUUGCCAUUGUGGAGGAGGCCCAGGCAAAAGCUUUGCAGCCACUGAAGGACAGGAGGCAGGUUAUCGAGAAAGAGGCAAAAGACCUCAAAAAGGAUCUGGAAGCAGAGAUCAGCCGCUUCAAGACGACCAUUUCUGAGCUGGAUGAUAUAUCUACACUUGAGGAUCACAUCCAUUUCCUUCAGAGUUACCCAACUCUUCAAGACCUGGAUGACAUCAAAGACUGGGCAGAGGUAGAGUUCAACACAUCUCUGUCAUUUGGGACCAUGAGAAAAACCACAGCAAUUAUGAUGGAACAAAUUCAACAAGAGCUGGAGAAGCUAACCUCCACGGAACUUAAGAGAGUUCCAAAGUUUGCAGUGGACGUAAAGCUGGAUCCAACCACCGCGCACCAACGCCUUGUUCUUUCUGAUGAUGGGAAGGAAGUGAAAGAUGGAGGGGACGAUCAGGAAGUCGAUGAUGAACCGGAGAGGUUUGACAUGUUUGGCAGCAUCCUGGGGAUCAACAGCUUGACCUCUGGGAAGUCGUACUGGGAGGUGGAGGUUAGCAACAAGUCCGGGUGGGACCUGGGUGUGGCAAGAGGUGAUGCGAAACGCAAGGGAAAACUCUCCCUGAACCCAGACAACGGCUACUGGGUGACUGUGCAUUAUGAGGAUCAAAAGUACGCAGCUCUGACAGAGCCACCGGUUUGUCUUUCCCUGAAAAAGAAACCUGAAAAGGUGGGAGUGUUUGUGGAUUACGAGGAAGGUCUUCUUUCUUUCUACAAUGUGACGGCUCAGUCUCACAUCUUCACUUUUACUGAGUGUUGGUUCAGUGAUGAGCUUUUCCCAUAUUUCAGUCCACAUUUAAAACAAGAUGAUAAAAAUGGUGACCCUUUGAUUAUUUCUGCUGUGAAACUAUGUGAACAGGACAUGGAUGACAAAAGACAUCCGGGUUGCAUCCUAUCCAUUGUCACACGGUGCGUGUCAGAAAAACGGGCAGGGCGGCAGCGCGGAGGCGUUCGCGCCAGAGCCGGACGGGCCGGAGCGGCCGCACCGCAUUUCCCGCAGCGGAAGCUUUCUUUAGAUCGAGCCGGUGUCGCGGUGGGGAGCUGGUAUUCACCCGUCCCGAGGCCGACGUCGCCCGCUGUCUCUGAUUGGUUGAAAAUACUUAACACGUCCGACAUGAGCCUCCAGGUUUGCAACUGUGGCUGGUCCAAAGUGACGACCUACCACGGCCUGAGAACUCACCAGGGGAAGAUGGGGUGCACGCCAAAUAAAAUGAGGAUCCCUGAGAGCGAACAGUUCAGAAUGAACAUGUACCUUCCUCAACUUACCUACAUGGGACCUCCAAUCAAACUAGAAGAGCCUAUGAUGGAUAUCUUCACCAAUUCUGACUCCUCUUCAGACGUGAGCCUCCAGGUCUGCCAUUGUGGCUGGUCCGAAUUUACGUCUAAGCAGGGCCUGAGAAUUCACCAGAAGGGAUGCGCACCGAAGGGAAUGAGCGUAUGGGAGAGUGAAGAGUACAUCUGGAGGAAAUCGCAGCAAAAGGACGGCAGACCAGUUCAAAGUACUCCAGUCAUGAAGGAGAAUGUGCCUGCGUCUCCAAACCUCUUCACCCAAAUGAACCCUGCAGCCACAGAAGCUUCAGUAAUAGAGAUGAUCAAAUCAUUGGUUGAAAAUCAGCAUCAGUCUCUACAAAUGGCUGCAAACUUGGACAGGACUCAUCGAGCGCUUGAUUUCAUCACUGGAUCACAGGUGUCACAGGCCUUCAACGCCCUAAUGCAUCCUGCAGCUGCAGACGUUAGAGUGAAGGAGACAAACAAAGCAUUCUUUGAGACUCCUCAGCGCGCUCAUCAAACCGCCCCCGGCUCGGACAGAGCCCGUCGAGCGCUCGAUUUCUCCACUGGUGCACAGCGGGCACAGGGGACGCUUGACUCGUUUGAAUGGCAUGCCGGGGAGCAAAUCCAGGUUCAUCCUGCAAACCGCCUUAUGGAGCAAGCGGUGUGGGGGCCCCGGGCAACCACAGCUCAGGAAACAGCAGUCUGUCCAAAGGAGAAAGAGAGGGAGGAAAAAAAGGAGGACGUGAGGGAGGAAGAAAGGGAAAAAGAGAGGGAGGCUCAAAAAUUACUACAGGCUAGGCAAGACCGAAGGAGGGCUGAGUUACAGCAGAAAAUUCAAAUCAGGGAGCACAAGGUGGCCGAGGUCAGAUUAUCUGCAAAAGGCUGCAAGAGAAGCUUGGAUGAGGAGUGGCUGGAGAUCAGCAACGUGUUCUCCGAGGUGGUGAAAGUUGUGGAGGAUGCUUGGCAGAAAGCCCUUCAACCUCUGGACGAGAGGAGACGGAAAGUAAAGAGAGAGGCAAAAGAUCUGGUCCAGAAGCUGGAAGGAGAAAUCGAUAAACUCAAAAAGACCAUGGAUGAGUUGGACAAAAACCCAGACUUGCAGGUCUCACUGGAUGAUUCUAGAGAGUGGAAAAAUGUAAGUGUUGACACUUCAUUCUCCUUUGGUACCCUGAGAGCCACAACUUCAGUCAUGAUGGAACAAAUUCACCUGACACUUGAAAAACUCUCCUCUGUUGAACUGAGCAGAAUUCCCGCAUUUGCAGUGGAUGUAAAGCUGGACCCAUCUACUGCGCAUCAGUGCCUUGUUCUUUCUGAUGAUGGGAAGAAAGUGAGAGACGGAGGAAAGAACCAGAAAGUUCCUGACACUCCCGAAAGGUUUGACAUGUUUGGCAGCGUCCUGGGGCGCAACAGCCUGACCUCUGGGAAGUCAUACUGGGAGGUGGAGGUUAGCAACAAGCACGGUUGGGACCUGGGUGUGGCAAGAGGUGACGCGAACCGCAAGGGAAAACUCUCGAUGAACCCCGACAACGGCUACUGGGUGACUGUGCAUUAUGAAGGCAAACUGUACGCAGCCCUGACAGCUCCACCUGCCAGCCUUCCCCUGAAAGAGAAACCUGAGAAGGUGGGAGUGUUUGUGGAUUACGAGGAAGGUCUUGUGUCCUUCUAUGAUGUGACGGCUCAGUCUCACAUCCACUCGUUCACAGAGUGUUCGUUCAGCGGUGAGAUCUUCCCGUAUUUCAGUCCACAUCUUCAACAAAAUGGGAAAAACUCAGAUCCUCUGGUUAUCUCUGCUGUGCAAAAGGCAGUAGUGGUCAUGUGAAGUGGGGUUUUCCUGGUCUACUGUUAGAGCAGUGUGUAGCGAUAUAUUCUAGCAUGAUGUUUCAUGAUGUGCCACAGGAUGCAUCUUGGAUCUGAAGAUUACAGAUUGUAUUUAGUUUUAUGUAGGGAAUGAUGAAUGUAUGAGAGCAUCUUCAUCUAAGCCACGUUACAUAAAGUUGUUGGACACUUUUCAUUCAUUUCUUUUUUUGAUCCAUGUUUAUCAAAACCCCCACAUCUCACUAACAUGUUCAUCAAAUGAGGAAGAGGUGACGUUAUAAGUGCAUUGUAUACAGUCAGGUGCAUAAGUGACAUAAUUUUUGUAAUUUUGCCUCUGUACACCACCACAAUGGAUUUGAAACAAAGCCGUCAAUAUGUGUU